CACCUCCCUCGCUCGCUCUCGCUCUCGCUCUCGCUCUCGCUUCAUUCGUUCCGUGGCGUCUCGAAGCCGCUUUUCUUUUUAUUUCUCUCCCCCUCUCUCUCUCUCUUUCGCUCCCCGUUUCCACAAAAAGCGAAUUCUCGUCGAUCGACUCCGACGCGCUUUAACCGAUCGCUUCGAUCGGAAUAUUCCGGGAAAGGAAGCAACUCUAGCUGAUGACUAUGUAUGAGCAAGAUCAAGAUUCUCUUCGGUGGGGAGGCUUCGACCCAUUUCAUGAUCCAUUUUCAAGCAUUGGGUAUUGUGGAGGCACCACUCAAACUGAUGACACCUAUUACAACGUUCCUUAUGCUAGAGAAGAAGUAUCAUGGCCUUCACAUGCAGAUGAUGAGCAUUUGGGGAUGUCUGCUCUGACACAUAAUGAUUUCUUCGACUUGUCGAUCAGGAACUAUAGUUUAGGCAAUGAGGGUGGCGAAGUAGAGGCAGAGGAUAUGGAACCCUCAAGUUCAUGUUCAAGUCCAGGGGAAAAGUCAUAUGAAGAGGACUGGUCUUUAGAGCUUGCAGAUGAUUUUUCUGAAAUAGAUGGUGAAGUAGGAAAGAGAUUGAAUCAGAUGGUUCCCAUUCCUCAUGUUCCUAGAAUAAAUGGAGAAAUUCCAUCUGUUGAUGAAGCCACUUCGGAUCAUCAAAGGUUGAUCGAUAGGUUGCAAUUGUAUGAUCUAGUGGAGCUUAAGGUUGAGGGAGAUGGUAACUGUCAGUUCCGGGCACUAUCUGAUCAGUUUUACCGUAGUCCUGAACACCACAAAUUUGUGAGGCAGCAAGUGGUCAAUCAGCUUGAGUCCCACCCUGAGAUCUACGAGGGAUAUGUUCCCAUGGCAUAUAACGACUAUUUGAAAAAGCUGUCAAAAAGCGGUGAAUGGGGUGAUCAUGUAACAUUACAGGCGGCUGCUGACUCGUAUGGUGUCAAAAUUUUUGUUAUAACAUCAUUCAAGGAUACUUGUUACAUCGAGAUUCUGCCCAAUGUUCAGAAGUCUAAACGAGUUAUAUUCUUGAGCUUUUGGGCUGAGGUGCAUUACAACUCAAUUUAUCCCGAAGGGGAUCUCCCGACCUCGCGGACGAAGAAGAAGAAAAGGUGGUGGCGCUUCGGAAAUAAGCACUGAAAGCAGCAACAGGCCCCGAGCGACAUCUUAUGCUUCCGUUGCUCGAGAAUUGUGAAUUCUCAAAGCCAGAUUCGACGGAGGCAAUGAUAUCUGUUCAUCUUAAUCCAUUUUGUUCUACAUAAAAGCUUGUUUAAUGCCAAACGGCGCCCCGGCCUAUGACAUUUUUUUUCCUCUCCUUGUUUUUCCCUAAAUAUUUCUCGGCUAUUUAUAAUUUAUGCAAUUUCACGAAGAUGGCAGUUUAUUAGUAUGCUCUGCCUUAUUUUUGA
This is a messenger RNA of Ananas comosus (pineapple), 1417 nucleotides long. RefSeq lists its product as uncharacterized. Gene Ontology annotation, biological process: protein deubiquitination. The coding region runs from base 213 to 1151 and encodes 312 amino acids. Lineage: Eukaryota; Viridiplantae; Streptophyta; Magnoliopsida; Poales; Bromeliaceae. The record is from RefSeq and is a predicted model, not a curated record. The transcript is spliced from 12 exons. Gene Ontology annotation, molecular function: cysteine-type deubiquitinase activity.